Molecule: messenger RNA, 4044 nt
Organism: Aspergillus sclerotioniger CBS 115572
Lineage: Eukaryota; Fungi; Ascomycota; Eurotiomycetes; Eurotiales; Aspergillaceae
Product: putative checkpoint protein kinase (SldA)
Exons: 3
Coding region: 146-3769 (1207 amino acids)
Biological process (GO): protein phosphorylation; meiotic sister chromatid cohesion, centromeric; mitotic spindle assembly checkpoint signaling
Molecular function (GO): ATP binding; protein kinase activity
Source: RefSeq, a predicted model, not a curated record
CUCGUCUUUUCCUCCAUCUCGCCAGCCCACCAUCGCCAUCAUCGCCAACUUCGCACCGCCAUCGCAUCGGAUUCGCCAAAUUGAAGACACGCCACUCCCGCCUAAUCUAUUCUGACACAUUUGUCCAUCAACAUCUCUCGCCGCCAUGGCGGCCCCCGGAGACCUCAUCAACUUCGACAUCAUCGAAGGCCAGAAGGAGAACAUUCAGUCAUUACCAGGAGGACGGUCGGCAAGAGAACUGGCUCGGAUCUUCUCGCCCCGCGAUUCCACAGACAUUCUGGCUACACCAUCACCAAAUGAUACCCGGACGGUCAACGAUGCCAUCAGACAGGAAUACGAGGCGGAGUUGCAAGCCAUAGGGGAGUCCGACGACCCCCUUGACAUCUACGACCGAUACGUCAAAUGGACCCUCAAUGCCUAUCCAUCGGCCCAGGCGACCUCUGAAUCCGGCCUUCUGCCACUCUUGGAACGCGCCGUGAAAUCCUUCCUCACUUCCCCUCACUAUAAGAACGACCCUCGUUAUCUCCGCCUAUGGCUUCACUACAUUCGACUCUUCUCAGACUCGCCUCGAGAGACAUUCGCAUUUCUGGCACGUCACGAUGUCGGAGAAGGACUUGCCCUGUUCUACGAAGAAUUUGCUGGAUGGCUGGAAAGCGCCGGAAGGUGGACUCAGGCCGACGAAGUGUACCGCCUUGGCAUCGACAAGGAAGCGCGCCCCGCAGAACGCCUCGUCCGCAAGUACAGCGAGUUCCAACACCGCUACGAAAACCACACACAGGACAAUGGGCCCUCUUCACCGGCAUUGCCCGCUGUCCGGCCGGCUUUGGCUGCCAAGGUCGACCCAUUCGCAUCGGCUUCACCUCCGGCCACCGAGGCUCAGCGCCCAGCCCCUGCUAGAGGGGCUGCCCCGAAGACGAAAUCCGGCAAACCAAAGAUGGCCAUCUUUUCCGAUGCCGAUUCGCCCAGCCAGCCAGCUGUGAGUGGCCCGGCACAAGGGUGGGACAACAUUGGGUCGUUGCACGAACGACGGAAGGAAAACAAGGUCGAGGCGAAGCCAUGGGCGGGAGAGACAUUGAAGGCCGGCAAGAAGCCAGCCCCCGCCCAGAAGAUGGCGAUUUUCAGGGAUGAGUCAAAUUCAAGUUCACAAGCCAAAGAAGCAUUGCAAAACAAACAUGUUCCAGAGCAUCGCGUAAGGGAAGCGAUUAACCCCCGUACUGGGAGACGCGAGCGCGUCUUUGUCAAUCUCGAAGCAGUAUACCCCGACUACAAGAACCCGAACCAUGAAGUCAGCUUCGAGGAACUCCGGGCCAUGAGUCGUGGCUGGAUGGACAAGAACUGGCGGGCUCAGAAAGAGCCCCUCAAACAGAUAUCGGGGAAUGCUACUUCGGCAGAUCUCCCCUCUGACAACCCUCUUGAGCAGGGUCUAGAGAACGAGCUGCCAGAACAAUUCAAGCAGAAGUUGACCGUCAGAGAUGCAGACACUCACGACCAGGGGCAGGCCCAGGUGGCCCAGGAAAGCAAAGCCAAUAAGGCGCGGAAAUUGAAGCUUCGUGAAGUGAAGGGAGAAACCCAGACCAUCAAAAUGAAGUUUGACUCUCCGACUGGUGGCAAGAUCCGACGCAAAAGCACCGCGGAGCCAACCAUGACUAUCCAUACUCGCGCUGCGACCGAUGAGAUCUACAGUAUUUUCAACCAGCCCCUGAAGGCGGAGACUGAGAAUGUAGCGGAAAGCAGUGACUUCGAGGACGAUGAUUAUACAAGCGCUGGGGAGAGCACAGGCACUGGUCGCCAUUCGGCUGCGUCAAGCGAUUUCGGUGAUGAUGAUACGACUUUCCAUAAGUCAUUUGUCGAGGGCGAUGAGGACGGCUUUGGGGACAAUACGCGCGCCGAAAGUGUCGUUGAUGGUGAAUGGACGCAGUUCUCCGCCUGCGAUGUCCCUGCUCAUUCACCAGACAUGCCCGGGGACUCCACCUACCAUGACCGAGAGGAUAACACAGGGCAAUUUCUAGACGAUGCGGAUGAGACAGAGAGGCAGAGGUUUGUCCCAGAAAUGCCCGAAGACUAUAACCCACCUUACGGUCCUUAUCGAGACCCUGCGGUUGUCGCACAGAACCGCCUUCCUUUCAUGACCCCGAUCGUGGAGCAGACUGAAUAUUCGCUCUCCAUGACUGCAGCCAGGAACAGCUUAUACAAUGCGAAAACCCCCUCCAAGCCUCAGAUGGGCAAUCUCCUGUUGUCCAGCCCCUUCAUUCCCGCCACUCCUCGCAACUUUCCUGAUAUCCCUGAAGAUGUUGCUCUGAGCCCUACAAUGGAAAAGGUCCGCACCGGUUUCAAGUUGAGCCCCCUGAAAGACAGCAGUCGACGAGAUGUAGUCAUCAAGGAUGCACAAUGCAAUCCCACCGACAGGGAGAUUCGUGACACAAUUCUCCAGUCCUUACAACCACCCCUGGCAUGUUAUCCCGGCUACCACGGUCAUUCUGAGAUGGACACCCACUACAGCAGCGAAGUCCAGAGAUUCCUAAAGACUAGCCCGAAACGUUCGAGAAGCGGUGAUGAAGCGUCUUUUGAUGUGCCCAUUCUUGAACUCCCAGGCGCCGAAAGAAGCUACAUCAUUCGGCGCGAGCUUGGCGCCGGUGCUUAUGCCCCGGUCUACUUUGUAGAGAGUAUCGACAAUAUACCUUCCGAUUCGGACGCCGAAUCCAUGGACGGCAACAGCAGAGAUUCCCACAAUCGUAAAAUGACUCAAUACGACACUCCCCGCUACGGAUUUGAAGCGAUCAAACUGGAGGUAGGACCGCCUAAUGCGUGGGAGUUCUACAUGAUUCGCACCGCCAACGACCGAUUAAGCCGCCACCCCGAAUUCUCGCGGGCUGCCGAAAGCCUCAUCCGUGCACAUGAACUUCACGUCUACAAAGGGGAGAACAUCCUCGUUGAAGACUACCGUGGACAAGGCACAUUGCUCGAUCUCGUCAACCUCAUCCGCAACGAGCCCAUUUCGGCCGGCACCAACGGUGAAGGUGGGAUGGAUGAGGUUUUGGCCAUGUUCUUCACGGUGGAGCUAUUCCGGACUAUUGAAGCUCUGCACACGUGUGGCGUCCUACACGGCGACAUCAAGGCCGAUAACUGUCUAGUCCGCUUCGACGACAAGCCCGCAAGUCCUCCAUCCUUGAUUGAUCUAGGGGACGAAGCCACCGCAGACCCACGCGAAGUUCACUACUCCCCCCGGGGGCUAUACGGCUGGCGUAGCAAGGGUCUAUCCCUUAUCGACUUCGGCCGCAGCAUCGAUAUGGAAGCCUUCCAACCAUCCGUGCAGUUCAUUGCCGACUGGAAAAUCGGCAAACAUGAGUGCAACGAAAUCCGCGAGAAGCGGCCCUGGACGCACCAGAUCGAUCUCUACGGGCUAGCGGGUACCGUGCACGUGAUGCUCUUUGGCAAGUACAUCGAGUCGGUUCCCAGUGGCCCUUCAACAUACCGAAUCCGGGAGUCUUUCAAACGGUACUGGGAGCGUGAUAUCUGGACCGAUGUCUUUGACCUCCUGCUCAACCCAGGCGAAGAGCGAUGGGCCCAGAUGGAACGGGAAGGCAAUAACCCCGCGGCCAUGGCCAGCGAUAACCCGACUAUUCUCCCCGUAACAAACUCGAUGCGCUAUGUUCGCGAGAGAAUGGAAGAAUGGCUCUUCCUGAAUGCCGAGAAGAAGGGUCUUGGUCUGCAGAUCCGGAAGCUGGAGGCCAUCUUUGCCGAGAGGAAGAAACGUCUGGAGAAGUGCUAGCCCUUCCAAAGCCUACUUCCUCUAUCUGAUCUUCCUUGCUCGAUUGCCUUACCAUCUCUGUCCUUUGCCUUUGCUGUUCCUGCGAUGCAUGAUUAACUCGUAUACCCCCUUUGCCUUGUCACAGCGUUGGCGUUUUGGUUGAUCACCAUCUUAUCUUCUCUUCUCUUUCCGUUGUAACUAUCUUGGCCGUUGCCCAUGGAUACAUAAUCUGCUUAGUACUAGUGUCUGAAAUUUAGGUUGUUCUAUACAUAUAAGUUACUGAUACAGUUUUAACC